Messenger RNA from Cercopithifilaria johnstoni, 555 nucleotides. Lineage: Eukaryota; Metazoa; Nematoda; Chromadorea; Rhabditida; Onchocercidae. The record is from the annotation of a GenBank genome assembly.
AUGAUUCAAUCGAAAGAUCGAAAUAAUGAUGAAAAGUUAAAUAAGGCAGAAUUUGUGAAACUAUUAUUAAUUCGAAAUGCGAAUAAUCAAAAUGAAGAUCUUUUUAAGCUGCUGGAUAGAAAUGGUGAUGGUGUGAUAACGCCAACUGAAGCUAUGACAUGGAUGGAUAAUAAACCUAACAAGAAAAUUAUACAUGAUGUCUUCCAGUUAAUUGAUAUUAAUAAUGACAAAAAAAUUACACUGAAUGAAUUAACAUCUGCCAUGAAUUCAGGUGCUCAACAAAAACUUACAACACAGAUGCGAAAGAGACAAAAUUUAGCCCAUCAGUUGAUAACACUUAUUGAUCAAAAUUCUGAUCAAAAAUUAUCUCUUCAAGAAGUACACAGUUUUGCUAUCGCAAAUAAUAAAAAAAACAAAACUGGAAUAGUGAAAGAAUUCGAAUACAUCGAUUCUAAUCAGGACGGCUUUUUAACAAUCAAUGAAAUAAUUGAAAAACCGGAAAAAGUGAUCGCAUUGGUACAUUUUCAGGAACCACCACCAGUUAUUAACAAUUAG